UAAUGAUAGAUUUUUGUUUACUUAUUCCUUAUUCAGACGUCUUGAAGUUGAGGUUAACAUGUAAGUCAAGUGAUUUAUCGUUAAACAAAGUUUUUUAUAAAAAGUGAGUUGUUAGCUGGCCUAGUCUAUUGGACUAGUGGUUAUUAUUAUUGGUUUUUUGAGCAUUUGAGAAGAUUAUCUCUUUUAUACGUAGGAUUUUUUUUAAAUUUUGACUUUCUAGGAUACAAUGGGGUUUGAAGUUGCUUAUGAUCCCGGAGAAAAUAUAAAAAUUGUUAAAGCUGUUGAAAAGUUCCCUGUGUUAUAUAAUACAAGAAAAUAUCCUCCAAUUGAAUUUAGAGGAGUGUCAGACCAAGCUUGGACCAAAGUUGCAUCUGAGUUGGGUGUAUCAGAGGGAUAUUGUAAAGGACGUUGGACUAAUAUCAGAGGAUGUUUCAAGCGAUAUUUAAAAAACAAAGCCCGAAGUCAAUCAACCAAAACUUAUUAUCUUGCAGAGUAUUUAAAUUUUUUAUUGCCAUUCAUGAACAUAGGGCAUCAGGCUGAACGUACUGUUCAAAAUAAUAUACCAACAGAAGCCAAACGUCAUGAGAUGGACGUUGGUAAUGAGUUAGAGGUAAAGCUUGUAGAUUCUGAUGGAGAGGAAGAAAGUUUCUUUAUUUCUACAUCAAACAACUCUGAGGUAACAUCUAUGAUUGAUGGAGAGAGAAAUGCAGAUUGGGACUUUUUUUCUAGUUUAUUACCAGAUGUUCAAAGGAUGGAUGCUGAACAGAAAUCUAAAUUUAGAAAUGCACUUCUCACCGCCGUAGAUAUAACAUUAUAUGGAGAAGAAUUUUAAUAGUAAUUGUACUAUUUAAUUCAUUUUCUUCAAGAGGUUAUAAGUCUAUUGAUUGUAAAAUUUCAACCAUUAAAAUGUUUUGUAUUUCA
This is a messenger RNA of Homalodisca vitripennis (glassy-winged sharpshooter), 921 nucleotides long. RefSeq lists its product as uncharacterized. The record is from RefSeq and is a predicted model, not a curated record. Gene Ontology annotation, molecular function: DNA binding. Gene Ontology annotation, biological process: regulation of transcription by RNA polymerase II. The transcript is spliced from 3 exons. Lineage: Eukaryota; Metazoa; Arthropoda; Insecta; Hemiptera; Cicadellidae. The coding region runs from base 227 to 832 and encodes 201 amino acids. Gene Ontology annotation, cellular component: nucleus; transcription regulator complex.